Molecule: messenger RNA, 2470 nt
Organism: Schistosoma rodhaini
Lineage: Eukaryota; Metazoa; Platyhelminthes; Trematoda; Strigeidida; Schistosomatidae
Source: the annotation of a GenBank genome assembly
AUGACGAGACAAUGCUUAUUCAUCAUAGUUUUAACAUCUCCAAAAUUCUCAGCAUGGUGGUUGAUUAGCGUUCAGCAAGCCAUUACAAAGAAGCGCGGGGCUCAAAAUCCGUCAGAAUUGGUCAAAUGUGUCUGGACUCAAGUAAUGUAUAUUCGAAGACGGAAUUAUGAACAUGGAAGAAUAAAAAGAAACAAUCGCAGAAACAAAUCGAACGAAUCGCUUCAUUUUAUAUUUGGAACCUAUUUUAAACUUCUGUUGGCUUGGGCAAGCAUAAUAAUGCUGGACUUUUUUACGGAUCUUCGUUUUGAAUUUAUAUGGUCUUGUUGGCUAAUGGUACGAACAGUUAAUGAUUCAUUCAGAUAUCAGGGUUUGGUAAGCAUUCCAGUUUGGUCUGAGUCAUUUAAUAAUUUCCAAUAUUUUUCAACCCAACUGCAUAAAUUUAUUUCAAGAGCUGUUUGUGCACUAGUCAAUCAUUAGAAAUUAAUUUUCAUAGUAUGAAAACAUUGGUAUGGUGUAAUUUGAUUACCGAGUUUGACGUCAAUCAAAGGCCAUAUACCUAGGGUUUAUAUUUCUCGGUCUCUUCUGUAGGGUACACAUAGAACUUCGAAGCAAUCUAUUGUCCUUCAGAUAUUUCAGUCGGUAUUGUCUGACGCUUUAAUAAAAAAAUUACGUUUUACCCGUAAGGAUCUCUUUAAAUACAUUCAAGGUUGACCUUGUAAAUAUUAGUUGUCAUUUGCGUAACGACUAAAUCUCAUUAUUGUACAUCAUAUGGAUUGGUUUAUAAAUUUAAGGAAGAUGACUAAGUUUCCCUAUUACCAAUUUUCACAUAGAUUAUAGGCUGCAUUUCUAAAUAUCUCGUAUACUAAUUACUUCGGGAAAAACAAAUACAAACCAAUUUUGUGUUCAUAAAUCCUGUUGUUUGCUAGUUUCUCAUCAUUUUGCCAAAUCACAGAUAAUAAAAAUCAUCACUGCAAUGUUACUGUUGCUCGCUUUUGUCGUUUUUCUCUCACUGAUCACAGAUUUACGUCAACAAACCUUUGGAUAAUAAACAAGUCACCUACAAAUGUGACGGUCUAAUCCAGUCCUUGUAUUUUCAGUAACGUGUGCAGGUUCAUAAUAAACUAUGUAAAUCCGCGAAAUGGAGCCAUAGUUUUCGAGCAUUUGCCCUGUUCUUUACACUCACUGCAAUCAUGGCUGAUUUGCUUUGUUACUUUCUUGUACCCACUACAUUGAUCUACCUGCUUGGUAGUUCAUGUGUAUGGAUGCAUCUUUUAUGGCAAACAGAUUAAGUACUUGAUAGUUCUCAAAGUUUUAUCCAGAAAUACAACUGGUUGUUGCAUACUUCAAAUCUUUCAGAACUUAUUUAAGUUUGUAUAUGUAAAUUCUUGGUAGUUUUUCAUAUCAGUUUACAACAUUUGUCAAACUUGUUGAGUAUUUCGAUUCUACUUUCUAUAAGGGUGUAUAGAAAGUUACUUUUAAUGUUCUUUGAUAGUCACUUUUCCCUAUUAACCCCUAUUUCUCUUGCAGUUCGUUACCACACAUUUCACAAUGUUUACCUCUUUGAGGAAGGAGGCUUUUAACAUUAAAUGACAACGAAGUGUUAGUCAUUAUAUUUCUCAACACUUCAUACACUAUGAUAUUUUACCCCAAUUUAACCUGUUCUUUGUUUGCAUCAUUGUGUUUCAAUAGGUUUAUUAGUUCCUUUCAUUAUAUUUUUAAGUUUAUGAAACACUCCGAGAAUACAAUAUUUUUGUGUCUAAAUAAUGCUUGUUGUCAUCUGUUGACCACUCAAAGUGCUAGAGGGCUUGACCACAAAUAAAAUAAGCACUAAUUUCUAGAAAGGUCACAGUUAACAUUGUAAUUCUGGUCUCAAUUCAUGUUCAAAUAAUAGUCUGCGGAAUUACAGCAGCAGAUGAUCCUGGAUUUCUGUUAGAAGCAUACUCUCAAAUUAUUAGUGUUGAUACCUCUCUUGAAUAACAAUGUACUUCUUGAUCCAAACCCUGAAAUAAUUAAGCCUCAAGGUAACGUCGUUUGUGUUAUAACUUUUCCUUUUGUAACACCGUUGAUUUUAUCUUCUCCUUCGUAACGAUCCCUAUAAAAUGUUUUUUCAACAGAAAACCACAUAUUAUUGUCGUGAUCUUGUCUCGCCUAGAGAAGCAUUCGAACUACUAAUCACUUAUAUAUAAACCAGAAAAUGUGAAGUGUGGUUUACGGGCUAGUGGUAAUGUGGGGGUGACGGAAUGUCAAGAAAUAGUGCUUUUUAUCCAUCGCUUAUACACCCAUUUGCUUGUUUUUUUACUUAGACGGCUGCUGUUAUCAUUAAAUUCUACUGCUUUGUUUUAAAAUUUCUCUGCUUGAUGUGAUUCAUUUUGUUUACUUUCGUCACCUUAGCCGUGUUCUGUAAAUGUGCUUAAUAGUUAUGUUUAUUCAUGUAAGGUCUCAACCAGCACGGAGCUAACACAAAAAUUAC